AUGUAUUCAGACCAGUUCUUCGUAGCGCUCAUGCUGGUUUCUCCAAGCAUAGCGCAGUGUGUCGACCGCAUUGGCUUGCAGAAGGCCUGUCUCUCCACUAAUGACUAA
Messenger RNA from Parastagonospora nodorum SN15, 108 nucleotides. RefSeq lists its product as hypothetical. The coding region runs from base 1 to 108 and encodes 35 amino acids. The transcript has 2 exons. NCBI's taxonomy places the organism in Eukaryota, Fungi, Ascomycota, Dothideomycetes, Pleosporales, Phaeosphaeriaceae. The record is from RefSeq and is a predicted model, not a curated record.